This is a messenger RNA of Botrytis deweyae, 684 nucleotides long. RefSeq lists its product as uncharacterized. The transcript is spliced from 2 exons. The record is from RefSeq and is a predicted model, not a curated record. Bases 1 to 684 code for a protein of 227 amino acids. Lineage: Eukaryota; Fungi; Ascomycota; Leotiomycetes; Helotiales; Sclerotiniaceae.
AUGGCGUCUCCAAACAAACCUGGACUCCCAACCUUCCACCACCUCAAUGACUCCCAAUCCCAACGAAUCCUCUGGUUUCUCGAAGAAUUGGGAAUUGAAUACAACCUCGUAUGCCAUACACGCGUGGAAGGUCGUGCACCACCCGAGCUCAAAAAUGUUCAUUUCAUGGGAAAGGCCCCGGUUCUUGUUACACCCGACAAUGUGCCCAUCGCAGAAAGUAGUGCAAUCCUUGGAUACCUGAUUGAUACGUACGAUGAAGAUGGUAGAUUUGCCGCACAGGAUAAGGUUCGCGAUGAGAGUUUGUCGUCCUUCGCUGGGUCGACUAUUGGGACUAUCGGAAUGAUUGAGUUGAUAUUUGAUAUCGUGGCAGGAAGAUCUCCGUGGCCACUAUCAAUAUUACUCGGUGGUGUCAAGUCGAACGUACAUAAAAGUUUCACCGGGCCGGAAUAUGCAACUCAAUUUCAAUAUCUGGAGAAGGAACUGACAGAUGACUGGUUCAAUGGAAAGAAUUUGGGAAGGUCUGAUGUAAUGCUGAGUUGGCCCAUGGAUUUCUUGGCUGCAAAGAAGUAUGUGGACUUUGAGAAGUACCCCAAGAUUUUCCAGUGGAGAAAGAGGAUACAAGAGAGAGAUGCUUGGAAGAGUGCAAUGGAAAAGGGUAAUGGGUAUAAUUUGGCGGAGAUGUAA